Molecule: messenger RNA, 553 nt
Organism: Nematocida parisii ERTm1
Lineage: Eukaryota; Fungi; Microsporidia
Exons: 1
Coding region: 1-441 (146 amino acids)
Source: RefSeq, a predicted model, not a curated record
AUGCCAACAGAGUCCGAUGCGCCCUCAAUUAGCUCAGACUCAAAUGAAAGCCAGGAUUUAGAUAACAUAUAUUACGAACCGUACGAUGAGAAGCUGGUUGAGUGGUUUGUAGAUCUAAUUAAGACCCACGAUAAGCUUAUGCUGGCUCGGAAUGUUGUACUAAACCGACAUUUUGGUGAGCUAAGUGUGUCUGCAAACUUAGAGGAGCAGGAGAAGCUUCUUCUUAUCCACGAGUAUAUAAAUAAGGAGCUAGUGUAUCCGCCCGUGUUUUUGGGGUCUUCCUUAGGAUUCAACAAGAAUAACUGGAAUAAAAAUAUUGAGAAGAUUUUAGAACCCUACGGUAUUAGACAAAAGCCCGUAUUUUGUGCCAAGGACACUUGCUAUCUCUUUGAAAGAAUGAAGUAUCUCAUAUUGAAGUACAUGGAAAAGAUCAGAAAAUAAUCAGAAUAGUAGAUGAAUAUUCUGCCUUAUUAUAUUCUGUGUCUAUUUUGUACAGAUUUUGCUCUAUCCAGAAAUUGUAAGUUUACUGAUCAUUUAUGCCGAUACAGCCUGG